AUGGAGGCGAAUCCGGGUCGAUACAAAGUCGUGCAUGAGUCGAGGGGGAACUUUUACGUGUAUCGCUUCAAACGCGACGGGACGACGUACUACCACGGCACCGUCCCCGAUUUCGCCAACCCGAAUAAAAAGCAGCUUCUAUCGGUUGCCUCUAUCGACGCGCUUCCGGUCAACUCAACGUCCGAGCCGUCGCCCCUCGCCCCCGCGAGCACCCCGGUGAACCUCGAGAAGAAUCCCGGUAGAAAGAUCAGUCAUCCUCCGGGAAUCACCACCGAGCAGACGGUGGCGUCAUCUCACAAGAUGAAUGCCCCAUCCUCGAACAACGGGCCGACGCGAAAAUCAAUCCUCAACGCGCUCUUUUUAGAUCCCCACAGCGCCGAGGAGGAUCCGAUGGUGGACCCGGCGCUCGCCGCCUCGCCGAACGCCAGCACGCCGAUCACGGGGAAUGACGGCAAGGGCGGUUCCUUCACUCGCACCGCAUCCCGGCAGGACUACCUCGCCAAUCGCGUCACCUCGGCCGCCAUCGAGGCGGCACGGAUCCUGAUGCGCAACCUCUACAACUACGCCUACAACCUAUCCACCAGUACCGCACCAUUGGCGAACGCGGAGGGCGGCGUCGGAUCGCCCGUCUCGCCGUGCGGGUCGAAACUCCCCACCGGAGGUGGGAGCUUGGCGGCGGCGAAUCAUAGCAACUCAAAGGCGGGCCCGGAGUCGCCUGUGCACCCCAUCCGCGUCAUUUCCCGCAGCUAUGGAAGCUUCUCCGAGCUCUCCGAAGCGAAUAAAGCGGCCUCUCCCGAGGGUGUCGGUUCCUUCUCAAGUAUACAGCUCACCCAAGCCCCGAAGCGGUAUACAGAAAAGGGCUGCUACGUGUGGGAUUGGCGUCGAGUCAAAUCGGACACGGUCGAGGAUGCGAAAUAG
This is a messenger RNA of Phytomonas sp. EM1, 918 nucleotides long. The record is from the annotation of a GenBank genome assembly. NCBI's taxonomy places the organism in Eukaryota, Euglenozoa, Kinetoplastea, Trypanosomatida, Trypanosomatidae.